This is a messenger RNA of Aphanomyces astaci, 4598 nucleotides long. RefSeq lists its product as hypothetical. The record is from RefSeq and is a predicted model, not a curated record. The transcript has a single exon. Lineage: Eukaryota; Oomycota; Saprolegniomycetes; Saprolegniales; Verrucalvaceae. The coding region runs from base 2884 to 3642 and encodes 252 amino acids.
GCUGGUUGGUCGACAUGUUAUCAUGGACAUUAUCCUCGGUGCAAAUGCAUGCAUUCGCACUGUCAGUCGAUUAAUCCUCUUUCUUAUGCCAUAGAAAGUUCCCAAUGCUGUGCUGCAUGUCGACUCUUCCAGACGGUGUAGAUAUGUACUUGACUGGACAAUAUCGUCGUCGGUGGUUGGUUGAGACUACUGUAUGACCGUCCGCACUCACUACUCCAAGAUCGGAAUCGCGUGCCGAAACUUGUCGGGAGCGGCGUCGUUGAGGGCAGACCGACACACGACAAAGUGCCGCCACUUUUUGAUGUCAAACAUGUACAACUUGUGGUUCCAUUCCAAAGAGAUGACUCCCGCCAUGAGCGCCGUGGACUUGUCCAUGUAAUACGUGCCGCACCAGAUCCACCCCGACAGGUUGAGCACGUACUUGGCCUGCGACGACAGCAGUAGCGACGGGAUGUCCAACGCGGUGUCAGUCUGGCGGAUGUACUUUUCGACCACGAACGUCCCCACGACACUGGCCAAGCAGAUGCCCAUGGAGCUAAACACGUACGAGACCCGCCCGAUCUCCACGACGCCGCUGUCACAAUGUAGGGCAUAGUCCAUGUUGACGGCGGCGCACACGCGGUCGAGCUGGGCGUCGACGACGUUUGGUCUCAGUUGCAUCCAAACCCACACGGCGAACGACGCCACCCACGCGCUCUUGCCAGCGUAGAACGACGUGUAGUGCUGCGUGACGCAACUGAAGGCGUCGUUCAGGACAAACACAAACCACUGCAGCUCCACCGACGCCAGCAUCAUAUUGUACCACAAUUGGGGGACCGACUCAAAACCGAGGACCCCCCCCGGUCUUCCAGCAGUAGCGUAGCCGUAUUCAAGUACAGCAUGGCGGAAAUGCUGCGCGCAAACAGAAACGGCCGACCCGCCCACACGAGCCCCACGAGGCGGCUCAUGCGGAAGAUGUUGGCUUCUUCGACGUUGCCCCGCGCCGCGACGGCGUACGCAAACACGAAAAACGCCAGCACGCAGAUGAGCACGGUCAUGUACUGGACACACGUCCACAGCACGAGCGACAGGUCCGUGGGCACUUCCGAGGGCUUUGGAAGGAACGACUGCGCAGUGUACGAUGCAGACACGGUCGUGAUCGUACCAACAUCGCCUUGAAAUGACACGACUUCUCGUUGUCCUACUACCCAGUCGUACAAGUAGCACCAGCUAACGAAUAGCCACGCACGAUCGCUGUGUGUUUCAUCGAGCAACUCGAGUCGAAACAACGACGGCUCGGUCGUGUUGACAAUGAAUUGAAGAAAGUCAACGCGUAGGGGACGCACGGCCUCGUACGCUUUCGUCAUGGCUGCUUGCAGUGGGAAGAACGUGGCGUUGUACUUGGCGGAAAAGCGAAACGUCUCGGCGUACGAGCUGGCGCAGUCGCUUUCGGCAUACGUGUCCAUUGUGCAAAAGUCCACCAAGUCGGCCGGUGCAAGAUGGUGGUUGGCAUCAAAGGCCAACAAUGCAAACAGGGCAAGGUACUCAUCCGGCGCAAAUUCCUCGACGCUGGACGUCUCGCAAGGCUUCGACGUGCUGAACCCCGUAUACAAUUGCGUUUCUUGGGGGGUCAGGGCCAGCAUUGUCGGGUUGUCGUUGCCGCACAUGAGGUCGCCCCCCGUGACGCGGAUAGCUCCCCCAAGCCAUUGAAAGGGGAACAUUGUGAUGUAGUUCUUGUGGGGAACGGCAUCAAAGUCACUAUGGGCGGUUUCGUCGUUGUAGAUGAGCGUCGAUAACGCGUCCACCAGAGCAAUCGACGCGCGGCUCAAUUCGUGCGGGCACGCCACGUAAACCAUGUCCACAACUCCGAAUGGCCCCACGGAUGUCGUGAACUGAGCCAGUCCGCUGAUGUAUGGCGUCUGAAAUGUGUAGUUGUCCGCGAGCAGCAUUUCCCGGGUAACGUUGGCAAAUGCAAACUCUGAACUCGAGCGAACGAGGCUGAGGCCAGUGACUUGGGUGACGUUACUUGAUAUGGCCCAUAGGUCCCCUGCAAACCCCCAGUACAUUUUGACGGAGGUGGGCUGCGCUGGCGUGAACUUUGUCAGUUUAGAAUUCAGAGUGAUGGGGUACUCAAACCCCAGUGCGUUCUUGAUUCGAACCACGUCUGACAUGCCCACAGAGCGCAUGGAUUGCCACUGCAGCACAAAUUCCGUGAUGUUAUGGGUGUUUCUCCAGUACGCCACUUCCGUCGCCACUUCCCCCAUCAACGACGAAGCGAGUUUGGUGCUGGCCAGCCAAGUCCGGCCAAUCAGCGUCUGCACCAGCGUGAGCCCCACCCCCACGUGGAAAGCACUCCCCCAACAGGUUUCCCAUUCACUCCACGAUCGAAAAUUCCUCAACACACCUUCCAUGUACACGGCUCCGUUGGAUCUCAUACGUUGUUGGCACCGCGCUUGUCGCGCCGACGUCGCCGCCAUCUCCCAUUGCAUGCCAAAGUCCACCCAGCAGUAUUGCGUAAACAUGUACGGCAUCGCACACGGGUCCAUGAGCCGAAGGUUUCCGAUCACUUUGUCCAGGGGUUGCGUCUCGUACAGUUCUCGAUGCCCGAGGGUAUCGCUAAAUACAAUCAUCGAGUUGACGGCCGAACCGUUGUUGGGACUAGUUGACGCCACCAGCGUCGCGGAGUUUAGAAGCAACACACCAGACCGCGUAUUUAAUGCGUGCAGGUUGAUCACAUUGGCCAGAAACACGUGGGUGUGCGCUGUACUGAAUUCGGCCCAGUAAAAAUCAUUGCCAAGGAUCGCCGCCGCGGUUUCCAUGGCAUACACGAUGCUCCCAACAAGCGUACACAAAACGUAAAGCAGCACCACUACCGCCAGCAGUUUGGCCUUGAUGGUUUUGUGAAUGCUGUUGUUUUCAAUCAGAAGUACGUCCACGAACGGACUGUGCGUAGGGAACGCCAUGGUCAGCCGCGCUGGCUUGCGCAAUUGUGUGCUUUUCGACGGGUUGCCAAGGGAUCUGCGAAUGGAAUGCGGCAGUUUGAAGAUCUUGAUCAUCGUUGCCGACUGCACUUUUGCAGACGUUCUGGUGGACGCGACGCCCGACCGACACGCGAUCACGAGGCGCUCAAACGCAUGGGGAAAGCGUAGCACAGGGUCGCACCGUUUGAACUCGAACUGGUCUGUUUGCAUGAGCAACCACAGGUUGAUGUCGAAUAGAUACACUUCGCUCCGCCACGAGAAUCGCAGGAUGCCGCACAUGGCGAGACUGGCGCUGUCCAAGCUCCAAAAGCCAAGGCAUCCCCCCGCUUCGUUCAUGAAUGCCAUCACCGCCCCCGGUAAGAGGAGCGUGGGGGAGUACGACGCCACAGGGAUGCGGUGGCACGCUCGCACGACAGACGCCGUCGCGACAAUCGACAUGACGUGGAUGCAUCCCAACACCAGCAAGCGUGAUGGGUGGCCCACGGAUAGCGUGCCACUGGAACACACAACGUUGGAACUGAUGGCUGUGACUUCGCAUUGUCGAUCCAUGGUCGUAACUAGCGACGGGGGAAAUGCAACGUCCACGAAAACGUACAUGGUCCACACCAGCAAGCAACUAGUUGGGGCAUACAGCCGGGUAUACGGAGUAGUCACAUGGCACAGGAGUUCGUUGAGCACGUAGGUAACCCAGAGCGACUCACCAGACAACAUCAUCGAUAUCCACGCACUGCGACGGGUGUCGACCAGCACAGACAAGUCCCCGAAAGAGGACCGCGACGCCGGCGCGGUGGCUAGGCACAACAUGGCGACGAUCCCGCGCACGACGAGGAAGGGGCGGCCGAUCCAGUUGGAACCUGCGACACGGUUGAACACAAACCAAUUCCGCUGGAGCGAAUGCUGUGAGGGCACCCACGUCGCAGAAGUCAGCAAAGCCACGAAGCCCAGCACCACCGACACGUACAAGGCGACCCACCACAGGUACGCCGCAAAGCUCUGCGUGAUGCUUCUGUCGCUGAUGGUCGACACUGCGGGGGAAUACUGUCGUGAGAUCAGGGUCAACGUCGCGAUGUCUCCAUGGAACGCCACCACUUCGCGGGACCCAGUGACCCACUCGUACACCAUCAUCCAACCAAACACACUCCAUGGGUCGCCUUCGAGGAUGGAUGGCUGGGAAGCAAUCUGCACAUCGAAACCCGUAUAAACGAACUGCAUGAUGCUGAUGUUCAUCGCCGCCGUGCGAUCAAUCACCAUCAGGGUCGUGUUGGUGUUGGAUAACGGUGCCAACACAUCGAACACCAUGCUGGACACACCAAAGAGGUGGUGGCACGGGUCUGAGCUGUCGCAUAGGUUGGCCGCUUGGCUCCACGCAACAGCAUCCACGAGUGUAGCUGCAAAGAGACUGGUGGUUGGGCUCCACACGACACUGAGCCGCUGGUCAACAUCGCCAUUGCAUGGGUCGUCAAACCGGAACGACUCUUGAGCAAAGAGCGUGGGGUGUCCCCCUAAACAAAACAACGCACCCCCCGUAAAAGACAGCGCCGAAUUUAUCCACUGCUGGGGCGUGGGAAAUACAGACCGGGGGGGCGUCGAUUCAAACGCAAGCCGGAAACGGUUGUUGGAUUGCAUCAACGUAUUCAC